Mycena citricolor is the source of this 430-nucleotide messenger RNA. The record is from the annotation of a GenBank genome assembly. Lineage: Eukaryota; Fungi; Basidiomycota; Agaricomycetes; Agaricales; Mycenaceae.
CUUCCGUUGUCGAGGAGGCAAGCACGUGCCUCACACCUCUGCUAAACACUACUUCGUUUAGUUCUCCAACCGCCGUCAACUCUCUUUCUUUUCCAUUUCCUUAUCUCCAACAUGUCCGGUCGUCAGCAGCGUGUGAUGGUUCAGCCCAUCAAUGUGAUCUUCAAAAAUCUGCAACAACGAACGAAAAUUUCAAUCUGGCUGUACGACAACAUCGAGAUGCGGAUCGAGGGACGAAUCAUCGGAUUUGACGAGUUCAUGAACGUCGUGAUUGACGAGGCUGCUGAGGUGUAUGUGAAGGACGCAAAGCCCAGGCGAGAACUCGGUCGCAUCCUCCUCAAGGGCGAUAACAUCACCCUGAUACAACAGGUCGAAUGAUCUCAGUCUGUAUGUAUGAAAAAGUGUCACGACACCUGCUCAAGCCGCGCGAUCA